UUUUUUGUUAAUUCAAAUAUUACCCCUCUCUCUCUCUCUCCUGCCCGUAUUUUCUCUCUCUAAAGGACCGGGUUUUUUUGAACACAGUGGCGUGAAGCUGAAGUUUGGUACGUUUAUCAGAAGGAAGUGUUGUUUUUUGAAGGGCGAAAUGGGGAAGAAUGAUGAGAGAGUUGAAGCUGUUCUUCAGCUUCUUCGUAAACAAGCCCCACUUUCAGUUAAACAGGAGAAAUUUUGUUCUACGGCGUGUGUUGAGCGGUUCCUGAAGGCUAAAGGAGAUCAUGUCAAGAAGGCUGCUAAGAGCUUGAGAGCUUGCCUUUCUUGGAGAGAUAGCAUUGGCAUUGACAAUCUGAUCGCCGACGAGUUCUCCGCCGAGCUCGCAGACGGCGUUGCUUAUGUCGCCGGCCACGACCAAGAAUCCCGCCCCAUCCUGAUAUUCCGGAUUAAGCAGGAUUAUCCUAAGUUACAUUCGCAGAAAAUGUUUACUCGUCUGGUAGUGUUCACGCUAGAAGUAGCCAUCGGGACCAUGCCCAAAAAUGUCCACCAAAUGAUCAUUCUCUUCGACGCAAGCUUUUUCAGGUCGGCGUCGGCUUUUUUGAACUUGUUUCUUCCGACGCUCAAAAUGGUGGCUGAUUUCUAUCCCGGCCGCCUUCAUUCCGCCUUUCUCAUCGACCCUCCGGCGCUCUUCUCCUAUUUAUGGAAGGGUGUUCGUCCGUUCGUUGAGCUAUCAACGGUCACGAUGAUAAUAUCAUCUCUAGACUUUGAAGAUUCGUUGGAUUUCAGCGACUUUGCGGCUUACCCACGAGCCUCCUCCCUCCGAUUCGAUCAAUCAACGGCCAAGAUUGGCUCAUCUGCAUCCUCACGCUUCUCCUUCACCGUAUCCCAUCAUUUCGACUCACUCAAGCCAUGGUAUCUCAGUCUCACCGACACGUCAGCUUCCAAAGUGGGACCCACCAGUCCUUCUCCACUUGGUCCUGCACUGAUUUCUCCACUCAACGCUCGUUCCCUGUCGUUUGCAUCACCGGCUGCGAGAAUGCCACGUGGAGUAAUCAACGAUGGAAGUAGUUACAGCUCGAGGCUGACGAGGAAAAGCCUGUUCCCGUCGACGCCACUGCCGCCGAAAAGUGCGCCGAUGGUCGGGAAUGGUAAGAAGGUCAAUCAUCCAAAGACUCCACGGCCGUCGUUCCUUCAAUCCCCGGCAGUGUUUUUCCGGCGAGAGUGCCACGUCAGUAAAACGGAGAAAAACCGGGAAGCUUUCCGGCCAUUGUUGAAAUUCUACAGAAGGCCAUACGAUGAGAUGAUUUACAGGUCAAAGAUGAGGCCCCCACUUGGCGGAUUGAUCUCCAUCGUCACUCCAAAUAUCAGACGCCGACACGUGUCAAUGUCUCAACGGUUCUGAUCCACUACCCAAAAAAAAAAAAAAAAAAAAUCUCUUCUUUACAACAUACGAAAUCAAGGAGAAAAAAUGAAGGUUUUACAAUGGACUGUGUUCCUCGAACCAGACUCAUCAGUAGUACAAAUAAUGAGCGAGUCACAGUCCGAGUGGCAGCCGGAGUUGGCGUUGAGUUUGAAGGCUAGACGACAAUGUGGUACUUGGGGUGUAAAAUGUGGUGAAAAUUGUCCUGUUUUUUGAACUUUGUGGUUCUUUUUACAGAGUCUUAGGUUUCUGGGGAAUGGGUAGCGUGGUCGACCCGGUAAAAUCAAAUGUCAAGAUCCUCGAAACCUCAAAAAAUGAACCAAAAAACAACACAAAGUCUAACUAUUUGUUAUUAAUUAUUAUGAAAAUUUGCGACUGUGUUGGAUUGACCGA
Cucurbita maxima (winter squash) is the source of this 1807-nucleotide messenger RNA. RefSeq names its product phosphatidylinositol transfer protein 3-like. The record is from RefSeq and is a predicted model, not a curated record. The coding region runs from base 149 to 1396 and encodes 415 amino acids. The transcript is spliced from 7 exons. Lineage: Eukaryota; Viridiplantae; Streptophyta; Magnoliopsida; Cucurbitales; Cucurbitaceae.